Molecule: messenger RNA, 3181 nt
Organism: Episyrphus balteatus (marmalade hoverfly)
Lineage: Eukaryota; Metazoa; Arthropoda; Insecta; Diptera; Syrphidae
Product: protein Fe65 homolog
Exons: 12
Coding region: 235-1830 (531 amino acids)
Biological process (GO): regulation of DNA-templated transcription
Cellular component (GO): nucleus; cytoplasm
Molecular function (GO): transcription factor binding; amyloid-beta binding
Source: RefSeq, a predicted model, not a curated record
UGGAAAAAAACUACAGUUGUUGAUGUCAUACUAUGCAUCAAUAACUUUUCAGUCUUUGCCGUAGCGUUUACAUUUUUACAGAAACCUUGUGAUUCAAGUAAGAAGAAACUCUUCCAGUCAUGAUGUAUCGAUGAAACGUCAGUUUGAAGAACGAAAUACAUAGCUAGAUGACAUUUUGAUGCAGAUGAUCUCAAUCAAAUAUAAUUGAACUGAAUAGGUCUUAAUAACAAAAAUAUGAACAAGCAACCAGAUUUUCAUAAAGUUACAAUGAACCAAGAGCAGCUUCAAAACUAUACUGGAAGAGAAAAUAAAUCAGUAAUAGGCAGUAACCGAAAGGACUAUGCAAAAAUUGACUUUGGCUCAAUGGGAGUUAACUUAAAAGAGCAUUUCAUGUCUGCAGAGAAAAAAAACUUCUUCAAUUAUUCUCCAUCCCUUGACCUUAAAGUUCAAUCAAACCAACAUGUCGACUUAAGCUACAAUGUCAAAAGUAAACCAAUCGGCAACCCAACCACGAAAUACAUAUCUGGAAAUAUUAAUUCUGAAAUUUUGCGUGCUUUAAGAAACAAGAAAUUUGAAAAAUCUAACUUUGGACUAAUAAGUGAUGCCUUAUCGGAUAAAAAGUACGCUUAUUACAAUGAAGAAGAAAUCAACUGCACUCUUUUAGAAGGUAUUGAAGAAAAGGAUAGAAAUAAAGACUUACCAAUGGGGUGGGAGAAACAUGAAGACAAUGAUGGACCUUAUUAUUGGCAUAUUAAAUCAGGAACUAUCCAAAGAGAACCUCCCAUUUUCCCGCAAUACAAGUACAUAAAUGACGAAAAGGAUUGUAAAACUCCCGGUUAUGAGUACGAAAAUAACUCUACGGUCGACCAUUAUGAUAACUUAGCCGUCAGUCCAACCUACUCCCGUUCCGAGAUGAGGGAUUUUGAAAAUUUUUCUAUAUUGAGAAGUCAAACAAUACCCUCAUUGAAACAAGAACAGGAAAAACACACUCGAGAAUACAUGAGAAGAGGUUAUCAAACUAAGUCUGAAUCUAACAAGCUAGUUAGGUUCACUGUCAGAUCUUUAGGAUGGGUAAGAAUAGCUGAGGAAGAUCUUGUUCCAGAAAAGUCAUCAAAAGCGGUGAACAAAUGCAUUAUUGACUUAUCGUUAGGGCGAAAUGACCUUUUAGAUGUAGUUGGGCGAUGGGGUGACGGUAAGAACAUGUACAUGGAUUUGGAAGAUGGAUCACUAAAACUUGUUGAAACGGACACAUUAACUGUACUCAAUUCACAACCUAUUCACACGAUACGUGUAUGGGGCGUAGGACGUGACAAUGGCAGGGACUUCGCUUAUGUAUCUCGCGAUAGAUUAACUAGAGUUCACAUGUGUCAUGUAUUUCGAUGUGAUACAGCUGCAAGGACGAUUGCGAAUACUUUACGUGACAUAUGCAAACAAAUUAUGAUUGAGCGCUCAAUUCAGUUGGAUUCAAAUAUACAAGGAAUAACAAGUGGUUACAAAACUAAACAAGAAUCAUUCCAACCAAAAAAUCUUAAAUAUGAACCUCGGGAAUUUAGACAUUCGCAAUCAUUUCCCAUUCCAAUGGAGGAGCCAAAAAAAAUAUUGAAGGCUUUGUACGUGGGAUGUAAAGAUGUUUCUCGACCAACAGGAAUGGAAAUUAUCAAUGAAGCAAUAAAUAGUGUUAUAUCAGAAUCAAGAAAUGAAGAUUGGGAGAAUGUUAACGUUGUUAUUGCCCCGAGCAUGAUAACAGUGCGCAGUUCAAAGGCUAUUAACAUCCACAAAAAAAUGGCCGAAACAAAUGGUGGCGAAAUAAUUAAAGUCCAUUUGAACUAAAGAAAACUUAAUUCCAAAACGAAAUAAUGAAAAAACGAAGUAAUCAAUAACAAAAUAAACUAAAAACGAAGUCAUAAGAAAACGUAGUAUAAGUUUGUCAAAAUAAGGAAAAACGAAAUAAAUAAAAAACUAAACAACAAAAAUACGAAACAAUAAAAUAGCGAAUCGACUUACACGAAACAACCAAAAACCGAAAUAAGAAAAGCGAAACAAACCAUAUCCCCUUCAGGGUGCCUAUUCGCGACCUCAAAACAACAAGGUUCUAACCGACAAUUUUGAAAAAAAUGAGUUAUAUAUCCAAUCUAGGUAAAAUCGUGGUGCUCUUUCGAUUCCCGCUAUCUAUUUUGCUCUAUCUCUUUCCGUUUCGAAGAUAAGCUGGGCUACAGAGUUCUAUCUGCACAAUUUUCAUUUGAGAUUUAAACAAUAAGGUUCUAACUUCCACUUAAAACUAGUCUAAGAGCCCAGAGCAGAUUUUGGGAGUUUUUGGAUAACCGAAAAUGGGUCAUACGUAUAUGUAGGUCAUAGCGUCCUAAUGAAGAAUUUGAAAGUCUGGCAGGUUUAUUUCACGGCAUUAUAUGGUUUAUGGGGAGUUGAAAAAUGCAUUUGUUCCGAUUUUUGUGUCGAGUAUAUAACCACUUAAAUUCAUAUAGAGCCGAUAAAGGGCGAUACUUUGAUUGCAAAAAGUUCGGUCCCAGACGUUUUAUUCGCGGCAUUACCCUUGCCAGACGUCCUUGAAGAUUCGCGAAAUAGCGAUUUUUAUACAAAAGUCAGAAAAUUAUUUUUUGCAAGAUUUAUAUGCGUCUGGUGGUAGCUCUUAAAAAAUCACAACUACCUCCAGAUAAAAAAUAAAUUAGUGCCAGACUUUUAAAUCACGGCAUUAUCCCCACCAGAGAGUGAGGAUAAUGAAGAGUCCCGAAAUAGCGGUUUUCAUACAAAAGUCAGAAUAUUAUUUUUUGCAAGAUAUAUAAAUGUCUGGUGGUACAUCUUAAAAAACAACCACUACCCAUUGAUAAAAAAAAUUAGUGCCAGACGUUUCAAUCACGGCAUUGCCCCCACCAGACAUCCUUAAAGAGUCGCGAAAUAGCGAUUUUCAUACAAAAGUCAGAAUAUUAUUUUUUGCAAGAUGUAUAACCGUCUGGUGGUAGCUCUUAAAAAAUCACCACUACCCAUUGAUAGAAAAUAAAUUGGUGCCAGACGUUUAAAUCACGGCAUUACCCCCACCAGACGUCCUUGAAGAGUCUUGAAACAGCGAUUUUCAUACAAAAGUCAGAAUAUUAUGUUUUGCAAGGUAUAUAACCGUCUGGUGGUACCUCUUAAAAAAUAACCACUACUCAUUGAUAAAAAAAAAAUU